Dioscorea cayenensis subsp. rotundata (Guinea yam) is the source of this 2395-nucleotide messenger RNA. RefSeq names its product mitochondrial intermediate peptidase, mitochondrial. The record is from RefSeq and is a predicted model, not a curated record. Gene Ontology annotation, molecular function: metalloendopeptidase activity. Gene Ontology annotation, biological process: proteolysis; peptide metabolic process. The coding region runs from base 45 to 2195 and encodes 716 amino acids. NCBI's taxonomy places the organism in Eukaryota, Viridiplantae, Streptophyta, Magnoliopsida, Dioscoreales, Dioscoreaceae. The transcript is spliced from 17 exons.
UAGCUUUGGAGCCGAUUCCAUUCUUAUGAGAUUUAUUGGGAAAGAUGAAUCUCAUGCUCCGCCGAGCAGCUUCCGCCUUCCCAACCUCCUCCUCUCGUCGUCUCUUUAGCGGGAGUUGCUUCGAUUCCACGGCGCCAGCGGCAGCGGCUUCGCCGGAUUCCUCUCCCGGUGGGCUUUAUGGCUUCCCGGUGCUUAGAACCGCCAAGGGUUUCCGUCGAUUCGUCGAUGACGCUAUUGAGAGGUCUGGCGAGCUUGUCUCCUAUGUCUCUCUGCUGCCGCCUUCUGGCGAAAUCAUCCGGGCCUUGGAUGAGAUCUCGGACACUGUUUGUGCUGUUAUUGAUUCAGCGGAGCUGUGUAGGAAUACGCAUCCUGACAGGGAGUUUGUAGAGGAAGCUAACAAGGCGUCUAUGAGGAUCAUUGAACACCUGCACUUUUUGAAUACCAAUCAAUCUCUUUAUGAUGCGGUUAAACGGGCUGAGGACAUUCCCCUGCUAACAGAUGAAGCUCAAAGAGCAGCGCAUGCCCUACGCACUGACUUUGAAAAGGGGGGCAUUCAUCUUCCUGCAGAUAAAUUGGAGCGGGUUAACAAAUUGAAUGUUGAGAUUGCUCACCUAGGGAGAGAGUUCAAUGAAAAUAUUAUGAUUGAUCCAGGUUCUUUGGAUAUAUUCCCAGCGUCACGCAUCCCAAAGCAUAUGCAUCAUUGUUUUAAACCUAUUUAUCAGCCCAUACAUAAAAUGACAAAGGGAGAACUGAAGGUUGAGGACAUUAAGAAAGAAAAGGGUUUUCGAGUUAGAACUGACCCAAGUAUGCUAUCGUCACUUUUGCAGUUUGUAUCAGAUGCUGAGGUGAGAAAACAAUCUUACAUAACAGGGAACUCUGCCCCACAUGCAAACCUCGGUGUUCUCAAUAAACUCAUAAGUGCUCGUCAUGAGCUUGCUCAGAUAAUGGGCUGUAAAUCUUAUGCUGAGUUUGCUAUCCGUUCAAACAUGGCAGCAUCAUCGGUCAUUGUUUCAUCAAUUUUGCUUAAUUUAAGCAAGAUUGUUAAACAUAAAGCUGAUGAGGAGUUCUUGAGCAUGCGUGAUUUCAAGAGGCAAGUGUGUUGUGGAGAAAAUUUAGAUUUAGAGCCAUGGGAUGAGUCUUAUUUUACUAGCAUGAUGAAAUCUUCAUUGUAUGACUUGGAUCCUUCGGUUAUUGCAUCAUAUUUUCCCUUGUCCCAAUGCCUUGAAGGCUUAAAAAUCAUGGUCAACUCAUUGUUUGGUGCAACCUUCCAUAAAGUUGCCUUUGCUGCCGGGGAGUCAUGGCAUCCGGAUGUCAUUAAGUUGUCACUUCAUCAUCCCCAAGAGGGUGACUUGGGUUUUCUUUAUCUUGAUCUUUACUCUAGAAAGGGGAAGUAUCCAGGCUGUGCACAUUUUGCCAUUAGAGGUGGGCGCCAAAUAUCUGAGAAGGAAUAUCAACUUCCUAUUGUGGCUUUAGUCUGCAAUUUCUCAACUGGAACUGGAUCGAUGGCUCCAAGGAUCAAUCACUGUGAUUUAGAAACACUUUUUCAUGAAUUUGGCCAUGCUCUUCAUUCUCUUCUAUCAAGAACGGAUUAUCAACACUUCUCAGGUACUAGAGUUCUCCUUGAUUUUGCUGAAACACCUUCCAACCUUUUUGAGUACUAUGCACGGGAUUAUCGUGUUUUAAAGACAUUUGCUAGGCAUUAUGUAACUGGAGAUGCGAUACCUGAGAAAUUAGUGACAGUAAUGAAUGGUGCUAGAAAUAUGUUUGCAGCAACAGAGCUCCAGCGGCAGAUAUUCUAUUCAAUGAUUGACUUAACACUCUUUGGAGAAGAGGCAGCUGCGUCGAGGGACACUGUUUCGGUUGUUUCCGAUUUGAAAAGGCAAUACACAUCGUGGAAGCAUGCUGAUGGCACCCACUGGCACACCCGGUUUAGUCACCUAAUAAAUUAUGGUGCAGGCUAUUACAGCUACCUCUACGCAAGGUGUUUUGCGUCAACGAUAUGGCAGCAGGUAUGCUGUGAGGACCCCCUGUCCCCAACCGUUGGGGCUGCUAUUAGAUCAAAACUUCUACAGCAUGGUGGGGCGAAAGACCCUGCUAAUUUGUUGAGGGAUUUUGCUGGCGAUAACAUUCUGGAAUGCUGUGAUGGAGGGGUAGCGCCUAAUAUUACUAGUCUUCGUGAAGAAUUGGGCUUGUAAUUGAUUGACCAGGUCCUUAAAAGGUUUGAUUUUGCACAAGUUGGAAUGAUUUAUGCCCAAGUGCUACUACAGAAUAAGCUCCAAUUGUUCUUUUCUUGGGGGUUUUCAGUUUCAGAAGUGGUUAUAUGUACAAUUUUGCGAGAAUAUGGAAAUUGGCAUGCCACAAACUCAAGUGUUGUGGUUGUUUUCAAAGAUUUACA